Molecule: messenger RNA, 294 nt
Organism: Sporisorium graminicola
Lineage: Eukaryota; Fungi; Basidiomycota; Ustilaginomycetes; Ustilaginales; Ustilaginaceae
Exons: 3
Coding region: 1-294 (97 amino acids)
Source: RefSeq, a predicted model, not a curated record
AUGUCGGCAAACGCAUUGGCCAAAGCUCUUCCGAAGGCCCUCAAGGAGGUGCGUCUGCACCUCUGCCAGACCGGCCAGGCCUCGGCUGGAGCAAGAAAGUUCCUCGAAACCAACUACAAGCCUAUCAAGCAGUCCAACCCCGACCUGCCCUUCCUUGUGCGAGAGGCUAGCGGAACCCCAGCACGUGCCUUUGCGCGUUUCGAGCGUGGUGUUGAGAAGCACGUCGAGCUUGACGGCCUCAGCUCGGCUGACGUCGAGAAGAAGAUUGGCGAACUGCUCGCUGCAUCGGCAUAG